CGUAUCGCUUCCUCAGUUCAGCGCACACUUCCAAAGUACACUGUAUCCUCACGGCUACCUAUUGAUCCGUCUGCUUUCUUAUUCAUCCAUAUCUUUGAUUUGAUCAGCUUCCUCUGUGCAAGUUAAUCACUUGUCAAUUGUGAAUAUGGCGGAGAAGAACCAGAGCAAGAUCCAUGAGCAGGAGGCCACCGAGACAGAGAUCAAGGACCGCGGCGUUUUUGAUGUCACUGGGAAGAAAAAAGAAGAAGAGAAGGCUCAGGAGGAGGCAGUCGCCACCGAGUUCGAGAAGGUGAAGGUUUCUGAUAAACACGAGAGUAAGGCGGAGGAGAAGAAAGAAGAGGAGGGAUCAGAGAAGAAGCACACCCUCUUGGAAGACCUUCACCGAUCCGACAGCAGCUCUGGCUCUUCGAGCGAUGAGGAGGGGGAAGGCGGGGAGGAGAAGAAGAAGAAGAAGGAAAAGAAAGGACUGAAAGGGAAGAUGGGGGAAAAGAUAGGAGGUGAUCACAAGGAAGAAGAAAAGCACGAGGACACAGCGGUUCCGGUUGAGAAAGUGGAGGUGGAUCCAUCCCACCCUGAGGAGAAGAAAGGCUUCCUCGACAAGAUCAAGGAGAAGCUGCCAGGCCAGCACAAGAAGACAGAGGAGGUCACUUCUCCACCACCGUCGGCUUCAGCGGAGCACCCGGUCACUGACGCUGACGUGGCUCCGGAAGGGGAAGCCAAGGAGAAGAAGGGCAUACUUGAGAAGAUCAAAGAGAAGCUUCCUGGUUAUCACUCCAAGACAGAGGAAGAGAAGGAAAAGGAGGAGAGAGUGGCUGGUGAUCAUUGAGUUCAGGACCAUGCUUUGCAGACAUGAGUGAUCGUUGUUGGUGUGCUUUGUUCAUUUUGAUUUCCUUUGUAUGUCCAUACUCCAUACAUGUGUAAAAAUUGUGAGCUGUUUCAAUUUCCUAUGCAUCGCAUGUUUAAAGCGGAAAGAAAAGAUUGAAAAAAAAAAAAAAAAACAAUGUAUUGAACGGGAAUGAAAGUACUUAUUUGUGUGUA
Molecule: messenger RNA, 1038 nt
Organism: Neltuma alba
Lineage: Eukaryota; Viridiplantae; Streptophyta; Magnoliopsida; Fabales; Fabaceae
Product: phosphoprotein ECPP44
Exons: 2
Coding region: 146-826 (226 amino acids)
Biological process (GO): response to water deprivation; response to abscisic acid; cold acclimation
Cellular component (GO): membrane; cytosol
Source: RefSeq, a predicted model, not a curated record